Messenger RNA from Anthonomus grandis grandis, 2646 nucleotides. RefSeq names its product ribosomal RNA processing protein 1 homolog (gene Nnp-1). Gene Ontology annotation, biological process: rRNA processing. Gene Ontology annotation, cellular component: preribosome, large subunit precursor; preribosome, small subunit precursor; nucleus. The transcript has 8 exons. Bases 202 to 2343 code for a protein of 713 amino acids. The record is from RefSeq and is a predicted model, not a curated record. NCBI's taxonomy places the organism in Eukaryota, Metazoa, Arthropoda, Insecta, Coleoptera, Curculionidae.
GAAAGUAGAUAAGAGACAUUUUCAAAAAUUUGUCAGGAGCAAACCACGUUUGUUAUGUUUGAUUUUUUUUUUGGUAAAUGUGAUAGAAAAGUUAUACAAACCCUGAAUUUAAACUAAACUAUCGGGUCUCAAACAUAAAUCACUAAAUAGUCUGAAAAUUAUAUUUUUCUUUUUGGUAUAGUGACAGUUUUGAACACAAGCAUGGAAAAUCCAAAAUCGAAAAAAAACUCCCCAAAAGCGAGUAAAACGGCACUUUUACUAACACAGGACUUGAACUAUGCGCGGAAUCUUGCCGCUAAUGACGAAAAAGUCAGGAACAGAUCCCUUAAAUAUCUUAAGAAAUAUUUAGGGCAAAGGACUAAAGCUACAGCUAUAUCAGAAGACAGUCUAAAGAUAAUUUGGAAAGGCCUCUUUUAUUCAAUGUGGAUGUCAGACAAGCCUCAGGUGCAAGAAGACUGUGCUGAAAACAUAUCAAAUUUGAUUCAUAGUUUUGAGUUUGAUGAGGCCAUGCAGUUUUUUAAAAUUGGACUUAUUACUUUACAAAAUGAGUGGGUUGGGAUUGACCAGCUAAGACUUGACAAGUUUUUAAUGUUAGUGAGAAGGCUUUUGCGGCAAGCAUUAUUUGUCCUAAAGAAAAAUAAUUUUAAAAAACUUACAAAUGAAGCCUUCACUAAAGUUUUAGAAGAGACUAUUUUAUCAACUGAAAAGACUCCCCCUUUGGGUUUGGUCAUGCAUUUUAUCGAAAUAUAUUUAGAAGAACUUGCCAAGGUGUCUGAUGGUAUGCUUCAAAAAACUAGAACUAUUGACUUCUUAAGGCCUUUUAUUAAUAGAUUGGCGUUUGCAAAUGAUGCCAGGAUUAUCCAGUGGAUAAUCAAGUUUAUUUUCACCCAUUUGAUGCAACAGCAUAAGUUGGGGCUUGAAUAUGAAGAAAAAUAUAAAAUUUGGAAAGCGCAUGGUUUUGAGGGUUCAAUCAACCAAAUCCAAAAAGUAAUUAUAAAGGAUUCCAAAAACGAUGAAACAGAAAAACACGACAAUUCGCAAUCCAUUGUAAACAAGCCUUUAGACCCUCGAGCUGGAAACGUCAACGUCGAAUUACCCCCUAUUGUAUUCGAUGCCAAAGAAAUUUCCGAAGCUUUAUUAAUUCCAAAAAGCGACUCUCGUACCACCAGUCAAACCAGGAACCAUUUGACUAUUUGGUCUGGAAAGUUUAUGACUUUAUAUGAGGGAGUGUAUCCCUUGGGUGCGAAAAACCUGGAGUCAAGAAAGCGAAAAAAUUCUGAUGUCGAUACUAGGAUUGACAAGGCGGCCAAAAGGUUAAUGAAAUUCGAAGAAAAUUUAUUAAAAAGAGACGAAAAAGAGAAGAGAAGGAAGAGCAAAGUGGAUGAGGAACAAGUUGAGGAAGAGCCGGUUCCAAAAAAAAAGAAAAAGAACGAAUCGCCAGUGAAAAAUGAAAGUCUACAAAAGGAAAAUAGCAAGAAACAAUUACCGGAAAAUAAGAAAAAGAAGGUAUCAUCAGUGAAAAAUGAAAGUUUACAAAAGCAAAAUGACAAUAAAGAGUCGCCAGAAAAGAAAAAAAAGAAGGAAUCGCCGGUAAAAAGUGAAAGUUUACCACAGGAGAAUGGCAUGAAAGAGUCACCAAAAAAAAGGAAAAAUAAAAAACCAUCCGCGGAGCUCGUAGUAGAAGCUCCCGAAGAGUCAAAGAAAACCAAAGCGAUUAAAAAGGAAAAAAUAAAUGACGUAGAAACUGAUGAAGGUUUUAUGGACGAGUACAAUUUUUGCUUUGAAAGGAAUUCGGGUGUUUGGUUUGUCACUCCUGAAUUUGAUGCUAAACUUGAUAAGCCCAAAACAAUUAAAAACGACGCCGACAUGGAUGCACCGGAUGAUGCAACCCUAAAAUUAACUGAUGAAACAAAAAAACCGAGAAAGACUAAAAAUGGUAAAAUUGACAAUUUAAAUGGAAAUGAUGAAUUAAAGGAAGGGGAGUACGAAAUAUUUGUACCAUCCAAGAAGUUUAUUAAGAAGCUGAAAAAAACGAAAAGCAGUGAGCAAAUUGAGGAAGUUUUGGGAAAAUUAAGAGGCAAAAAUCGGACUAUUAUUAACAACCAGAAAUCGUCAGCCGCCAAAUUCGACCAUGUUGUAAUCCCCAGAAACUCACUGAGUCCGAAAAAAGUCGUCAUAAACACAAAACUAAACGUUGCUCAAGAAAUCGACGAUCACAUAAACCAGGUAAUAUCGUCACCGCAAGUCCCGUUCGACAGCACCAAAAAACCCGGAAAACCAGUGCUGAAAACUCCUCUUAAGCCCAGCCCAAUAAAUCCUUUUUAUAAGUUAAAAAGAUUUUAGAACCUUCCUCUGAUGCCGCUAUUAUUAUAUAAUUUGAGAGAAUUAUAGUAUUUUGUUUGUAAAAUACUGGGAGGGAGGUUUGUAAAUUACUAUAAUGGCCGGUAUACGGUUAUAUUUGUAUUAGUGGACAUUUUGAUUUUUUUAGAUAUAUAUUAGGUUUUUAUAUAAUUUUGUAUAUAAUUACUGAGCUUUCUUAAAUUCACUUUAUUCAUUUAGUUACAUUGUGUUCUUUAAGAUUUUUUAGAUAAGUGUAUUGUGCCUAAUGUUAGAAAAUCUAUAUUUCUAUUAUAAAUCGUUUUUUUU